AUGUCAAUUCUAGGAUCUAAUUUAGCAAAAUGCUCCAACCUCUCAUAUUUCUAUCUAUAUCUAUAAAACUAGGUAAGUAUUGGUUCAGAUGUUAUGAAAUAUUUAGGUCAUGAGAUUGCUAAAUAUCCUAAAUUAAAAGAAUUGUAUUUAGACUUAAGCUAAAAUAAUUUUGAAGAAAAUCAAUAAUAAAAUCAUGAUUCAGGAGAUCAAUUAAAUAAUAGUCUCAAAAAUUUGACAAUUCUACUUAACUAAAACAAUAUUAUGAAAAAUAUAGCAUAAAGUCUAGAUUUUAGUUUUAAAUAAUUUACUGAUCUUUUAUCUCUAAAAAUUGAAUUAAAAUCAAAUUAAAUUGAAGAUGAGUUUUUCAUUUAACUGACUUCAUAAUUGGCUACCUAAACUAAAUUAUAGACUCUAAUUCUAUCUUUAGAAAGAAAUAAUAUUAAGGCAAGUCUAUCUUAAAAUUUAGGUAACGGUCUAGCAAAUCUAAAAUGCCUUUCUACUUUGGAUAUCAAUUUAAGUGAAAAUGGUCUUGGAGGAAAUGAUAUUUUUGGAUAACUUUAGCUCGCUAAAUUAACAAAUCUAACUAAUUUAAAAUUAAAUUUGAUGCAUAAUAAUAUUGGGGAAAAUGGUACUAAGGCUUUAGCAACAUAUGAUAAUAAUAUCUAAGACUCUGCAUUUGAAUUAGCUCAGAGCCUAACAAAUUGCUCAAAUCUUUCAAACUUAACACUUUGGUUAGGCGAUAACGAUGUUGAGAAGAACAUGAAUAAACUUUACUAGCUUUAUGCUCUAAUUUAAAAAAUUGUCCAUAGCUUAAAUUUCUUAUGCUUUAAUAUUAUGAUAGAUAUAAUUAUGAUAGUUUGCAUUCUGGUGUAUAAGUUAAUUUUAGUUUGGUAAACAGUCUGCUAAAAAUAAAAAAAUUAGUAAAAUAUGAUUUUUAUAUUAAAUGAUUUAGUUUGA
This is a messenger RNA of Tetrahymena thermophila SB210, 957 nucleotides long. Its product is annotated as transmembrane protein, putative. The record is from RefSeq and is a predicted model, not a curated record. Lineage: Eukaryota; Ciliophora; Oligohymenophorea; Hymenostomatida; Tetrahymenidae. The transcript has 11 exons.